AUGGAAGGGUCAAAGGGCUCAAGAAUUGCUUCACUGAUUCUAAGAAUUCUGACCUUCAUUUUGAUCUUCAUUUCUCUCAUAAUCAACGCCACCAAUUCCAAAACUUUCAACAAAGGCGCUCAAAAUGAAACAAAAUUUAAGUUCAAAGAUGUUUAUUCUUAUCGAUAUUUGAUAUCAACCAUGAUUAUUGGAGCUGUUUUGAGUCUACUUCAAAUCGCUCUCAACAUUUACAACGUCGUUACCAAAAGCCAUCGAACUCUCCUCUUCGAUAUGUUCAGUGACAAGCUGUUGUCGUAUCUUCUACUGUCGGGGGCCUCGGCGGGGUUAGGCGCUGGCAUCGAUUUGAGAGUCGGUCUUAAAGAGCUGGUUGGCAACCUUUUAAACUCGUUUUUCGACAAGGGAAAUGCUUCGGCGGCUGUUCUUCUCCUUGCGUUUAUUUGCGCUGCCGUUGUCUCAAUUCUCUCUUCCUUGGCCCUCAUCAGGAAGCCUUGA
Molecule: messenger RNA, 492 nt
Organism: Cucurbita pepo subsp. pepo (vegetable marrow)
Lineage: Eukaryota; Viridiplantae; Streptophyta; Magnoliopsida; Cucurbitales; Cucurbitaceae
Product: CASP-like protein 4D1
Source: RefSeq, a predicted model, not a curated record